Messenger RNA from Rangifer tarandus platyrhynchus (Svalbard reindeer), 2970 nucleotides. NCBI's taxonomy places the organism in Eukaryota, Metazoa, Chordata, Mammalia, Artiodactyla, Cervidae. The record is from the annotation of a GenBank genome assembly.
AUGGACUCAACGGAGCCGGGGUUACCCCCGGCUCCUGAGAGCAGGAAGAGGUACAGUGACAUCUUCCGGAGCCUGGACAACCUCGAAAUCUCAUUGGGGAACGCGACUCUUGAGAUGCUGGCUGGAGACACUGUGAUUUCAGGAGACCCAGAACCUGACAAGAACCCCACAGCCACUUUGGCCAGUGAGACCAGCCAUUGGAGUGGCCCCUCCCCAGAGGAUCCUGCACCCCUUACAGGGGAGGAGCUGGACUUGCAGCUCAUCCGAACCAAGGGGGGCGUGGAUGCAGCUCUGGAGUACGCCAAGACCUGGAGCCGCUACGUCAAGGAGCUGCUGGCCUGGACCGAGAAGAGAGCCAGUUACGAGCUGGAGUUCGCCAGAAACAUCAUGAAGAUUGCCGAGGCCGGCAAGCUGUCAAUCCAGCAGCAGAGCCACAUGUCACUGCAGUAUAUCUACCUCCUGUUUCUGGAGCACGACCUCAGCCUAGGAAGCCUGGCCAUGGAGACACUGACCCAGCAGAAAAGAGACUACUACCAGCCCUUGGCUGCCAAACGGACUGAGAUUGAGAAGUGGCGGAAGGAGUUCAAGGAGCAGUGGAUGAAAGAGCAGAAGCGAAUGAACGAGGCGGUGCAGGCGCUGCGGCGGGCCCAACUCCAGUACAUGCAGCGCAGCGAGGAGCUGCGGGUGCGCUCCCAGGUCUCGCCCGAAGAUCUGGCUCUCCAGGCCUCACCGGGCCCCAACAAACAGCAGGAACGGCGGCGACGCUCUCGAGAAGAGGCCCAGGCCAAGGCGCAGGAGGCCGAAGCGCUGUACCAGGCCUGCGUCAGAGAGGCCAACGCGCGGCAACAGGAACUGGAGGCCGCCAAGCAGCGGAUCGUGUCCCACGUGCGCAAACUGGUGCUGCAGGGGGACGAAGUGCUGCGGCGGGUGACCCUGGGAUUGUUCGGGCUUCGAGGCGCUCAGGCAGAGCGUGGCCCCCGCGCCUUCUCCGCCCUGGCUGAGUGCUGUAAGCCCUUCGAGCCUGGCCAGCGAUACCAAGAGUUCGUGAGGGCGCUAGGGCCCUACCCCCCACCACCCCCGCCAGCCGCCUAUUCUUUCCAGGAGUUCACGCACAGUUCCCCUCUGGACACAAGAAAGAAGCUCUCUGGAGCACCCCCUCCACAGCUGGAUGAGAGUGCAGCUGAGCCAGGCCCUUGGGAGGACACAGGCACAGGCUGGCAGGCAGCUCUGGGCCCCACUGUGGGCAGUGAUGUGGACAGCGUGGGCGGCGGCAGCGAGUCUCGCUCCCAGGACUCUCCCACUUCCAGUCCAGGCUCUGGCACGAGGCGGCUGGUAAAAGUGUCAUCCAUAGGCACCGAGUCUUCAGAUGACUUUGAGGAGCGAGACCCUGGUGAGGCUGGAAGCAGGUGGAGGUGGGCUGGGGAUGGACUAGGCACUUCUGAUCCUGUCUCCCUCCCUGCAGACCUGGGAGAUGGGCUGGAGAACGGGCCAGGGACCCCCUUCAAGAAGUGGAUACUGUCCAACGCGGCCCAGACCCACCGGUUGCGGCGGCUGCGGGGCCCAGCCAAGUGCCGAGAGUGUGAGGCUUUCAUGGUCAGCGGGACAGAGUGCGAGGAGUGCUUUCUGACCUGCCACAAGCGCUGUCUCGAGACUCUGCUGAUCCUCUGUGGACAUAAGCGGCUACCAGCCCGGACUCCCCUCUUUGGGGUCAACUUCCUGCAGCUGCCCAGGGACUUCCCAGAGGAGGUGCCUUUUGUGAUCACCAGGUGCACGGCCGAGAUAGAACAGCGUGCGCUGAAUGUGCAGGGCAUUUAUCGGGUCAGCGGGUCCAGGGUCCGCGUGGAACGGCUGUGCCAGGCUUUUGAGAAUGGCCGAGCAUUGGUUGACCUGUCAGGGAACUCACCUCAUGAUGUCUCGAGCGUUCUCAAGCGAUUCCUCCAGGAGCUCACUGACCCCGUGGUCCCCUUCCACCUCUACGAUGCCUUCAUCUCUCUGGCUAAGACCCUGCAUGCAGACCCUGUGCACGACCCUGGGACCCCCAGCCCCGGCCCUGAGGUUAUCUGCUCGCUGAAGACCCUCUUGGCACAGCUGCCCGACUCUAACUACAACACCCUGCGGCACCUGGUGGCCCAUCUGUUCAGGGUGGCUGCACAGUAUGAGGACAACAAGAUGUCUGCCAACAACCUGGGCAUUGUAUUUGGGCCGACGCUGUUGCGGCUGCCCGACGGUCCAGGGCCAGCCGGUGCCGGACCUAUCACCUGUCUGCUGGAUUCCGCACACCAGGCUCAGCUCAUCGAGUUCCUCAUUGUGCACUAUGAGCAGAUCUUUGGGGCUGACGAGCUCCUCCUGGCCACUGAGCCCCUGCCCCGAGACCCCAGCCCACCCCCUGUGACCCUCCCAGCCAGCCUCCAGCCACCACACUUACAACUUGUCCUGGACCCGCUGCCCUUAUCCCUCCCCUCAGACCAGGACCCAGAAGCCAUGCUCCUUAGUGCCCUGGAGAAGCGUCCCGAGGCCACGCUCCCAGAGAUUUCAACUCUGCAGAGUGAGCAGGAAGAGGAAAUAACCGAAGACAUCAAAAAUGAGGGAGGGGAAGUGUCCAACCAAGGGCCUGAGGACUCACCCCUGGGGACACAGCCCCGUGGCCACUUCAGCCGCCAGCCAGUUAAGUAUUCCCGGGGAGGUGUGCGGCCUGUCACCCACCAGCUGUCUGGCUUGGCCCUGGUGGCUUCCAAACUGUCCGAGGAGACCCCCAUCACAUCAGUGCCCCAAGGGAGCCUGCGGAGGCGAGGACCCAGCCCUGCUGCCAGCACCCGUGAAGACAGCCCUCUGCGCCGCACCCCGCUGCCCAAGCAUUUUGAGAUCACCCAAGAGACAGCCCGGCUACUCUCCAAGCUGCACAGGGAGUCUGUGCCCCAAGCCACCUGCUGCCCAGACCCCCAGACUGAGGAGGCCGAGGACCACUUCUGA